Closterium sp. Naga37s-1 is the source of this 1839-nucleotide messenger RNA. Lineage: Eukaryota; Viridiplantae; Streptophyta; Zygnematophyceae; Desmidiales; Closteriaceae. The record is from the annotation of a GenBank genome assembly.
AUGCCUCACCUGCUGCAUAUGAAACACGUAGCACAAGCGCGCGCCGUGGGGCAAUCACAAACGCUACAGCCGCUGUUGGUGGUUCCCCUCAGCAGGCGGGGCAGCGUCAGCAAUCGGCCGCCACAGGGACCUCCUCCCCUUCCUACCGCCGCUGCUGCUGGCUACUCGCAUCAGCAGGAGGUGCUGCAUCACUCCUCUGCCGCUGCUGCCGGUGCUUCACAGCCGCAGGGACCUCCUCCCCUUCCUACCGCCGCUGCUGCUGGCUACUCGAGUCAGCAGGAGCUGCUGCAUCACUCCUCCGCCUCUGCUGCCGGUGCUUCACAGGUGCAGGGUCCUCCUCCCCUUCCUACCGCCGCUGCUGCUGGCUACUCGCAUCAGCAGGAGGUGCUGCAUCACUCAUCUGCCGCUGCUGCCGGUGCUUCACAGCCGCAGGGACCUCCUCCCCUUCCUACCGCCGCUGCUGCUGGCUACUCGAGUCAGCAGGAGCUGCUGCAUCACUCCUCUGCCACUGCUGCCGGUGCUUCACAGCUGCAAGGUCCUCCUCCCCUUCCUACCGCCGCUGCUGCUGGCUACUCGAAUCAGCAGGAGGCGCUGCAUCACUCCUCUGCCGCUGCUGGCGGUGCUUCACAGCCGCAGGGACCUCCUCCCCUUCCUACCGCCGCUGCUGCUGGCUACUCGAGUCAGCAGGAGCUGCUGCAUCACUCCUCUGCCGCUGCUGCCGGUGAUUCACGGCUGCAGGGUCCUCCUCCCCUUCCUACCGCCGCUGCUGAUGGCUACUCGCAUCAGCAGGAGCUGCUGCAUCACUCCUCUGCCGCUGCUGCCGGUGCUUCACAGCUGCAGGGUCCUCCUCCCCUUCCUACCUCCGCUGCUGCUGGCUACUCGAAUCUGCAGGAGCUGCUGCAUCACUCCUCUGCCACUGCUGCCGGUGCUUCACAGCCGCAGGGAACUCCUCCCCUUCCUACCGCCGCUGCUGCUGGCUACUCGCAUCAGCAGGAGGUGCUGCAUCACUCCUCUGCCGCUGCUGCCGGUGCUUCACAGCCGCAGGGACAUCCUACCCUUCCUACCGCCCCUGCUGCUGGCUACUCGCAUCAGCAGGAGGACCUGCAUCUGCCUACCGCUGCCUCUGCUUUUGAUACCUGGCUGCAGGGACCUCCUCCCCUUCCUACCACCGCUGCUGCUGGUUUCGCUGCUGAGCAGGGGGGACUGCAUCAGUUUACAGCUGCCGCUGAUCCUGGGUCCGUCUCGCAUGAACCUCCGCCUCUUGCCUCCGCUGCCGCAGCUGGUCAGUACACUCAACAGGGUAGUAACCAGUUCACAACAAAUGCCGCCACCGCAGCAGCUCCAUUCGACAAUAGCCAGCCGCCCAUUAGGCCUAGCAGCCCUCCCUCUGCCCAUCGUAUGGAGGGAAUGGCAACUGAGGAUGGUCCAUCCUCUCCAUUUGCGCUGCCGAACCAUACUGCAGGGGCGCAGCCGCAAGUGAUCCUUGCCAACCGGCGUACUGUGGGAACAGCAGUUGGCGAGGCACACAACAUGGGCAUCGCUCCGGACUACAACACAUUCGCGCCGGAUCUCGAACCGUUCGCGACAAAGGUGGCCACAGCCAUGAAGACGAUUCCACCUGCGAACGGUGGCUUGUAUGUGCGCAUUGGAGGUGGUGCAGGGCUGCCUCUUCACCUCUGUGGGCUAUGCAUUGGCUGGGGCCUCCUCUCGGUGCGCAUUGGAGGUGGUGCAGGGCUGCAUCCUCACUUCUAUGGGCUAUGCAUUGGCUGGGAGCCUCCUCUUAGUAGUGCCUUCUCCCCACACAUAGUUUCCCCCCUGUUUUCCGCCCCCAUCCUUUGA